UGACACAAACAAGGCAGCAGCAACAACAACAACUGCAACAACAACUGCAACAAACGGCGACCCAGGAGCCGAAUUAGUGGAUCAGGGCCAUUUAAGCGAGAUCUUGGUGCUGAGUGACACUCAAAUCGAUGGCCAGGCCGCGACGGCGGCGCCGCUAGCAGUGGCCAUCGACAUGGACAACAUGAACACGGACAUGGACACGGACACGGCCAACAACAACAGCAACAACAACGACAUGAACGAGGCCAGAGCGGGCCACACAGCGCCAAUAGCGCGCGACGAGUUUGUUGAGGAGCUGCAAGAGGCUGAGGAGGAGGCGCAACUGGAGACGAUGCAGCCGCAGCAGCAGCCGGAGCAGGCGGAGCAGCUGUCGGCGCUGGCCAAACCAAAUGCUAAUUAUGUGUGCUGUCAAUGCCCAACAACAACAACAACAACAACAGCAACAACUGUGAACCGCAGCAAGUCGCGGGUACGCAGCUAUCUGAAGAAAUGCAAGCAACGCCUAACGGGUCAGCAGAGCAGACCAGCAACAACAUCAACAACAACAGCAACAGCAACAACUGCAACAACAACAAUUACAAUGAUCAAGAACGAAGGAACAGCACCCACAAUAGUGCAGAUAGAGUGCGAGGAGCAGGCUGCUAAAAGGAAAGAAGAGAAGGAGCAAGAGCAGGAGGAGGGGGAGGAGGAGGAGGAGGACUCCAGCUGUGGCAGCAGAGAUUCAGCCAGCGCAUAUAUCGACUGCAUGCCGCUCGACUUGAGUCUGCGUCGAGCGCCAGCCGCGCCGCAGGAGUCCAGCAGCGAUGCCAACAGCAGCGACUGCGAAACCGACGAGGAGCCGAGGGUGGCACAGCAGCAGCAAGAGGUGCAGGAGGUGCAGGAGGAGCAGGUAACCUAUGCCAAAGGCAACAACAGCAACAACAAUUGUUAG
Messenger RNA from Drosophila montana, 931 nucleotides. RefSeq names its product ras-interacting protein RIP3-like. The record is from RefSeq and is a predicted model, not a curated record. The coding region runs from base 173 to 931 and encodes 252 amino acids. The transcript has a single exon. Lineage: Eukaryota; Metazoa; Arthropoda; Insecta; Diptera; Drosophilidae.